Mesitornis unicolor (brown roatelo) is the source of this 1047-nucleotide messenger RNA. RefSeq names its product sorting nexin 18 (gene SNX18). Gene Ontology annotation, molecular function: phosphatidylinositol binding. Lineage: Eukaryota; Metazoa; Chordata; Aves; Mesitornithiformes; Mesitornithidae. Gene Ontology annotation, biological process: cleavage furrow formation; endosomal transport; endocytosis. The record is from RefSeq and is a predicted model, not a curated record. Gene Ontology annotation, cellular component: plasma membrane; cytoplasmic vesicle.
CUCUCCCUGGGCUCCCGCGGCGGUGGCCACCCGGCAGGCCACCCACACCCACCCGGCAGCGGUGGGGCCAAGAGCUCGGCCACAGUGAGCCGCAACCUUAACCGCUUCUCCACCUUCGUCAAGUCCGGUGGGGAAGCCUUCGUGCUGGGCGAGGCAUCGGGCUUCGUGAAGGAUGGGGACAAGCUAUGCGUGGUGCUGGGCCCUCGGGGCCCCUACCCCUUCCAGUGCUCCAUUGAGGACCCCACCAAGCAGACCAAGUUCAAGGGGAUGAAGAGCUACAUUGCCUACAAGCUGGUGCCCAGCCACACAGGGCAGCAGGUACACCGCCGCUACAAGCACUUUGACUGGCUCUACGGGCGCCUGGCUGAGAAGUUCCCCGUCAUCUCCGUGCCCCACUUGCCGGAGAAGCAGGCAACUGGCCGCUUUGAGGAAGACUUCAUCUCCAAACGUCGCAAAGGCCUGGCCUGGUGGAUGGACCACAUGUGCAGCCACCCUGUGCUGGCUCAGUGCGACGCUUUCCAGCACUUCCUCACCUGUCCCAGCACAGAUGAGAAGGCCUGGAAACAAGGCAAGCGCAAGGCUGAGAAGGAUGAGAUGGUGGGUGCCAACUUCUUCCUGACCAUCAGUGUCCCCACCGGCCCUGGGGCCAGCCUGGACUUGCAGGAGGUGGAAAGCCAGGUGGAUGGUUUCAAAGCCUUCACGAAGAAGAUGGAUGAGAGCGCCCUGCAGCUUAAUCACACGGCCAAUGAAUUUGCCCGCAAACAAGUCACCGGUUUCAAGAAAGAAUACCAGAAGGUGGGGCACUCGUUUAAGUGCCUCAGUCAGGCGUUUGAGCUGGACCAGCAGGCCUUUUCGGCUGGCCUCAACCAAGCCAUAGCCUUCACUGCAGAAGCCUACGAUGCCAUUGGGGACCUCUUUGCAGAUCAGCCCCGGCAGGAUCUAGAUCCUGUGAUGGAUUUGUUAGCGCUGUAUCAGGGGCAUCUGGCCAACUUUCCAGACAUCAUCCAUGUCCAGAAAGGUAACACACUUACAUGUUUUCUGAAAUGA